CCGCAGCAUGCCAGCCCGCGCCCCUCCUCGCCGCCAGCAGCGGCUGGUGCUGCUCCGUUUGCUGUCGCUGCAUCUGCUGCUGCUCGCCUUGCGCGCCCGCUGCCUGAGCGCUGAGCCGGGUCAGGGCGCGCAGACCUGGGCUCGCUUCGCGCGCACUCCUGCCCCAGAGGCCGCUGGCCUCCUCCACGACACCUUCCCCGACGGUUUCCUCUGGGCCGUAGGCAGCGCCGCCUACCAGACCGAGGGCGGCUGGCGACAGCACGGCAAAGGCGCAUCCAUCUGGGACACUUUCACCCAUCACUCUCUGGCCACCCCAGGCGACUCCCCGAUCGUGGUGGCGCCGUCGGGUGCCCCGUCGCCUCCCCUGCCUUCCACUGGAGACGUGGCCAGCGAUAGUUACAACAACGUCUACCGCGACACAGAGGGGCUGCGCGAACUGGGGGUCACCCAUUACCGCUUCUCCAUAUCAUGGGCUCGGGUGCUCCCCAAUGGCACCGCGGGCAUCCCCAAUCGCGAGGGGCUGCGCUACUAUCGGCGGCUGCUGGAGCGGCUGAGGGAGCUGGGCGUGCAGCCGGUGGUCACCCUGUACCACUGGGACCUGCCACAGCGUCUGCAGGAUGCCUAUGGCGGCUGGGCCAAUCGCGCCCUGGCCGACCUUUUCAGGGAUUAUGCCGAGCUCUGCUUCCGCCACUUUGGUGGCCAGGUCAAGUACUGGAUCACCAUUGACAACCCCUACGUGGUAGCGUGGCAUGGGUACGCAACCGGGCGCCUGGCCCCGGGCGUGCGGGGCAGCUCCAGGCUUGGGUACCUGGUUGCCCACAACCUACUUUUGGCUCAUGCCAAAAUCUGGCAUCUCUACAACACCUCUUUCCGCCCCACUCAGGGAGGCCAGGUGUCCAUCGCCUUAGGCUCCCAUUGGAUCAGUCCUCGAAGAAUGACUGACCAUAAUAUCAGAGAAUGCCAGAAGUCUCUUGACUUUGUGCUAGGCUGGUUUGCCAAACCCAUAUUUAUCGAUGGCGACUACCCAGAGAGUAUGAAGAGCAACCUCUCAUCUCUUCUGCCCGAUUUUACUGAAUCUGAGAAGAAGUUCAUCAGAGGAACUGCUGAUUUUUUUGCUCUCUCCUUCGGACCAACCUUGAGCUUUCAACUAUUGGACCCUAACAUGAAGUUCCGCCAAUUGGAGUCUCCCAGCCUGAGGCAGCUUCUGUCUUGGAUAGAUCUGGAAUAUAACCACCCUCAAAUAUUUAUUGUGGAAAAUGGUUGGUUUGUCUCAGGGACCACCAAAAGAGAUGAUGCCAAAUACAUGUAUUAUCUCAAGAAGUUCAUAAUGGAAACCUUAAAAGCCAUCAGGCUGGAUGGGGUCGACGUCAUUGGGUACACCGCGUGGUCCCUCAUGGAUGGUUUCGAGUGGCACAGGGGCUACAGCAUCCGGCGAGGACUCUUCUAUGUCGACUUUCUGAGCCAGGAUAAGGAGCUGUUGCCCAAGUCUUCAGCCUUGUUCUACCAAAAGCUGAUAGAGGACAAUGGCUUCCCUCCUUUACCUGAAAACCAGCCCCUAGAAGGGACAUUUCCCUGUGACUUUGCUUGGGGAGUUGUUGACAACUACAUUCAAGUGGACACUACUCUCUCUCAGUUUACUGACCCGAAUGUCUAUCUGUGGGAUGUACAUCACAGUAAGAGGCUUAUUAAAGUAGAUGGGGUUGUAGCCAAGAAGAGAAAACCUUACUGUGUUGAUUUCUCUGCCAUCCGGCCUCAGAUAACCUUACUUCGAGAAAUGCGGGUCACCCACUUUCGCUUCUCCCUGGAUUGGGCCCUGAUCUUGCCUCUGGGCAACCAGACCCAAGUGAACCACUCGGUUCUGCACUUCUACCGCUGCGUGAUCAGCGAGCUGGUGCACGCCAACAUCACUCCAGUGGUGGCCCUAUGGCAACCAGCAGCCCUGCACCAAGGCCUGCCACAUGCCCUGGCAAAACACGGGGCCUGGGAGAACCCACACACUGCCCUGGCGUUUGCAGACUACGCAAACCUGUGCUUUAAAGAGCUGGGCCAUUGGGUCAAGUUCUGGAUCACUAUGAAUGAGCCAAACACACGGAACAUGACCUACCGUGCCGGGCACCACCUCCUGAAAGCUCAUGCCUUGGCUUGGCACCUGUACGAUGACAAGUUUAGGGGGGCUCAAAAAGGCAAAAUAUCCAUCGCCUUGCAGGUUGACUGGAUAGAACCGGCCUGCCCUUUCUCUCAAAAGGACAAAGAAGUGGCCGAGAGAGUUUUGGAAUUUGAUACAGGCUGGCUGGCAGAACCUAUUUUCGGCUCCGGAGAUUAUCCACGUGUGAUGAGAGAGUGGCUGAACCAAAAAAACAAUUUUCUUUUGCCCUAUUUCACUGAAGAUGAAAAAAAGCUAAUCCGGGGUUCCUUUGACUUCCUGGCGGUGAGCCAUUACACCACCAUCCUGGUAGACUGGGAAAAGGAGGAUCCGAUGAAAUACAACGAUUACCUGGAGGUGCAGGAGAUGACUGACAUCACGUGGCUCAACUCUCCCAGUCAGGUGGCAGUGGUGCCUUGGGGGCUACGCAAAGCGCUCAACUGGCUAAGGCUCAAGUACGGAGACCUCCCGAUCUACGUGACAGCCAAUGGCAUCGAUGACGAUCCCCAUGCUGAGCAAGACUCAUUGAGGGUGUACUAUAUUAAGAAUUAUGUGAAUGAGGCUCUGAAAGCCUACGUGUUGGAUGGCAUCAACCUUUGUGGCUACUUUGCGUAUUCACUUAAUGAUCGAUCGGCUCCCAAGUCUGGCUUUUAUCGAUAUGCUGCAAAUCAGUUCGAGCCCAAACCGUCUAUGAAACAUUACAGGAAAAUUAUUGACAACAAUGGCUUCCUGGGUUCUGGAACACUGGGAAGGUUUUGUCCAGAAGAAUACUCUGUGUGCACCGAGUGCGGCUUUUUUCAAACCCGGAAGUCUUUGCUGGUCUUCAUCUCAUUUCUUAUUUUUACCUUCAUUAUUUCUCUGGCUCUCAUUUUUCACUACUCCAAGAAAGGCCAGAGAAGUUAUAAGUAGAGUGAACGUCUGUCUGGCCAUUCGCUUUGGGAUUAAGACGCACAUGUCGUUAGCCAUCCGCCGUGUGUACCUCUCCAUGUUGUGAAGCCACAUUCCACACAUUUGGAUUCUAAAAAACCUUUUUUUUUUUUUGUCAUGGAUGGUAGAGGUUUUAAACAGGUAUUGGUGGCUAUAAAAUAUUGCAGGGUGAACGACACCUGAGUCCACUCUCUUUGGUGGCAAUUGCGGAGUAUACUCACCACAGUUUCUACAAUACCCCUGUAUGGAAGACAUGGAAUACGGUAGUGAUAACAGUGCCAAACAGACAGACAUUUGAAGAACAACUUUAGGAACUUGUUUAGCCGUGUCCGUUUUUAAAUUCACAUCUUUUUGGAAAUAACACUCUCUCAAUUGCUAUCUUAACACCUGUGCUUUACCGGAUCCAGUUUUACAAGGUGAAGUAGAAAAGUAUCUAGUAGAGAUGGCCAAGAGCCCCGAGGCCAGAACAGCCUAUUAAAAAGCACUCUUCUACCAAACGCUGCUGACAUCAGUUUACGGAUACACUUGGGAAGCACACUGUGGACAUUUAUACUCUUGGGAAUGUUUUUUGAGGGGUGUCCUAAACCCCCUAUCCCUGAGCUUUCCCUUACCCAUUUUCCUUUCAGAGACUGCACAUUGGAGAUUUUUUUUUUUUAUAAAUGUUCACAAAAAAUGAAGAUGAGCCCUGAGCUGCUGGCCUCUUCAGAAGUGGAAACUGUAUUGCAAUGGCUACAGCUGUUCGAAGGAA
Messenger RNA from Mastomys coucha (southern multimammate mouse), 3818 nucleotides. It is a transcript of the gene Kl, whose product is annotated as klotho. The coding region runs from base 8 to 3052 and encodes 1014 amino acids. Gene Ontology annotation, molecular function: hydrolase activity, hydrolyzing O-glycosyl compounds. Lineage: Eukaryota; Metazoa; Chordata; Mammalia; Rodentia; Muridae. Gene Ontology annotation, biological process: carbohydrate metabolic process. The transcript is spliced from 5 exons. The record is from RefSeq and is a predicted model, not a curated record.